This is a messenger RNA of Dothidotthia symphoricarpi CBS 119687, 555 nucleotides long. RefSeq lists its product as uncharacterized. Gene Ontology annotation, biological process: protein folding in endoplasmic reticulum. The transcript has 2 exons. The coding region runs from base 1 to 555 and encodes 184 amino acids. Lineage: Eukaryota; Fungi; Ascomycota; Dothideomycetes; Pleosporales; Dothidotthiaceae. The record is from RefSeq and is a predicted model, not a curated record. Gene Ontology annotation, cellular component: EMC complex.
AUGACCGCCGCGUCUCUGCCGCCCCCGCAAUGGGUCGUCGACCUUACCUCCCCGCCCGCAUCCAAGCCAAAGAGUGCCACCCUCGCAGACCCGCCCGGCUACACAGCAUCCAUGUCCCGCAAGGAGCGCGCCCAGUCGUUCAAGACAGCCCGCAAGCCGCCCACGUCAGAAGAGAUGGACACGCUGAAGAUGAAAAAGGCCUGGGAGGUGGCCAUUGCCCCGGCCAAGCAGCUGCCUAUGAGUGCUUUUGGAAUGUACAUGACCGGCAACACGCUUCAGAUCUUCUCCAUCUUCAUGGUCUUCACCCUCUUCAAGACGCCCGUCAUGGCUGUGCUGGGCCUGCAACGCACCUUUGCCCCCUUCGAGACACCCGGCACAUCGGGCCGUCUUCUUGGGGUGAAGGCCGUGUACAUACUGACUAACCUGUUGAUGCUGUGUCUGGGUAUCUGGAAGGUCAACGGUAUGGGGCUGCUACCCACGACGAGGUCAGAUUGGCUGGCGUGGGAGAGCGAGAGGACAUGGUCAGAAAGAGCUGUGCCGCAAGAGUGGUUGUGA